Messenger RNA from Olea europaea var. sylvestris, 903 nucleotides. RefSeq names its product dCTP pyrophosphatase 1-like. Bases 173 to 643 code for a protein of 156 amino acids. Gene Ontology annotation, biological process: nucleoside triphosphate catabolic process. The record is from RefSeq and is a predicted model, not a curated record. Lineage: Eukaryota; Viridiplantae; Streptophyta; Magnoliopsida; Lamiales; Oleaceae. The transcript has 2 exons. Gene Ontology annotation, molecular function: nucleoside triphosphate diphosphatase activity.
UCUCAAUACGUAAUUAUCAACCAGAUUUAGAUUGUAAUUUUAUGUAUUUGAUUAUUCACAUAUAAUCAAAAUCCGUAAAAUCACCGCACCCCUGGACCCGUCUUUGUUUUAUUUCCUCUACAAAUACCAAACCAAACCAGGUUUUUGUAUAUCCGAAGGAUCAGAACACUUUAUGCUGCAUAAUUAUUCUUUCCAAUUUUUAGGUUUUCCCCCUGAAAAUUUCGAUUCUGAUUUUAGGGUUUGUUUUUUGAGUAAGAAAGAAGGAGAGUUAAAAAUGAGUGGAGAGAGUGUGACCCUUGAUCUUCUCAAGAGAAAAAUGGACCAGUUUGCAAAGGAAAGAGACUGGGAAAAGUUUCACAGCCCUAGAAACCUUUUCUUGGCUAUGGUUGGAGAAGUAGGUGAAGUUUCAGAGAUAUUUCAGUGGAAAGGGAAGGUUCCAAAAGGACUGCCAGAUUGGAAAGAAGAAGAAAAAACUCAUCUGGGUGAAGAACUUUCUGAUGUAUUGCUUUACCUCAUUAGACUUUCUGACAUCUGUGGAAUUGAUCUUGGUAAAGCUGCCCUUCGUAAGAUUCAACUCAAUGCAAUCAAAUAUCCAGUCAAAGGCUCUUCAUACAAUGUCAGCAAUACUAGCAAUUCAAGUUGACUCGAGAAGUUCUUGACUAUACAAUAUUGGUUCGUACUAAAGAAAGUUAAAAUUUUGUUCAAUAAUACAUGUCAGUUAUGUCGGUAGGUCUUGUUCCCUAUAUUAUGUAAUCGUGUUCAAUAAUAUAAAUUAGUCGAGUCGGUGGGUCUAGAGAAAUAUAUGAAUGAUAUUCCUCUUCCUAUUGGUCUUAGGUAGUUGGGUUGAUAAUAUUGACAAUUUGACAUUUCCUAGUAUGAUGAUUGAUGUUGGUUUGGCAUUAA